UUCACCGAAUUUAUUUCCUUUUUUCAUGCAAUAAUUCGUGUGGAUAAAUGGUUUUUUAAUGUGCGUUGAUAAUUGUAUUUUUGGUUUCGGCAAAAAAGCAAAAAUGAAAACAAAUUUCGUCUAUAGCAAUUAAAGAUUGAAUAAUGUGGAGUGAUGCCAUUUUCCCUUCAUUUCUUGGAAACUGCUAAUUGGUUGGCUUCGGGAAGUGGGCCACUAUUUAUCUCUCAUUUCCACUCCUUUGGCAAUGAAUUGUUAUCUUCCUGAUCCACGCCACAUUUUGUAAUUCAAGAUUAGUAUGCAUAAAUUAUUAAACAGUGGGUAACGAAUUCAAUCCAACGGCUCAGAUUCUUCCAAAAACCAACUCACGCUUUGGUAUGGUAUCUCUCUCUCUCUGUAUUUGCACACACUGCCCUCAAAUACCACGUCUCUUGUAGUAUAUAUAUAACUAUUAAAUAAAAGGCGCUGACCCAUAUCAGAAAACCAUAUACUCUCUUUAAAACAACUCACCCAAAUCUCUGAUCCAGAAGUCUCCUAGAAGGCUAUUUCUGAAUUCAGAGAGUUCUCUUGGUAUGAGAGGACACAGCAACGGAGUAAGGGGUUUGACAUCCCCUGAAAGAGGAGAGAAGAGGGGUGGUACCACCGGAAACAGUAAUAGUACCAAGAACAACAACAAUAAUUCUAGUCACCGCAACGACAACCACUAUCAACACGGCAGUGGAGGUGUUGGCUCCGGGUCAUCCGGGACAGGCCACGAUGAGAAAAGGGCGGCUCGUCUUCUGGCGGCGACACCACCAUCUUGGCGAUGUGGCCGCCGAAAUUUGUGAUCGCCCUGACAAACAAAGAGAAGGAAGAAGAUUUCAUGGCAAUCAAAGGGUCCAAGCUCCCGCAAAGACCAAAGAAGCGAGCCAAGUUUAUCCAACGCACACUCAACUUGGUUAGUCCAGGCGCAUGGUUAUGCGAUCUGACCUUGGAAAGGUACGAGGUCAGAGAGAAGAAGGUUUCUAAGAAGAGACCAAGAGGGUUGAAGGCGAUGGGAAGCGUGGAGUCGGAUUCAGAGUAGAGGGGAAGAUUUGGACUUGGUAAAAGUGGAGGUAUGAUAUGAGAGAGUUGAGAUUUGUGAAAAUGUUUACAAAAAGUGUGGGCUUCGAUUCGAGAUGGAAUUCCUGUGGUUCAGUAAUUCUUUCUUCUCCUUUUGUCAUCUAAUACAAUUGGUCUUGAAAGUAUUAUGUGAACAACGUCAUAUUUUAAAUGAUAUUGCACCAAGUUAAUGCCCUAUGAUAAA
This is a messenger RNA of Salvia splendens (bonfire salvia), 1282 nucleotides long. RefSeq lists its product as uncharacterized. The record is from RefSeq and is a predicted model, not a curated record. Bases 803 to 1060 code for a protein of 85 amino acids. The transcript has 4 exons. Lineage: Eukaryota; Viridiplantae; Streptophyta; Magnoliopsida; Lamiales; Lamiaceae.